Messenger RNA from Apus apus (common swift), 1847 nucleotides. It is a transcript of the gene COASY, whose product is annotated as Coenzyme A synthase. NCBI's taxonomy places the organism in Eukaryota, Metazoa, Chordata, Aves, Apodiformes, Apodidae. Bases 55 to 1650 code for a protein of 531 amino acids. Gene Ontology annotation, biological process: coenzyme A biosynthetic process. The record is from RefSeq and is a predicted model, not a curated record. The transcript is spliced from 9 exons. Gene Ontology annotation, molecular function: ATP binding; pantetheine-phosphate adenylyltransferase activity; dephospho-CoA kinase activity.
CGGUCCCAGCCCGCGGCACGUUCCGGGGCGGCGGCGGCGGCUUCCGGCGGGGCCAUGCCGCCCUUCGGCUCGGGGCUGCUGGUGCUGACGGCCCCGCUGGCCGCGCUGCCCGGGCGGGCGGCGGCGGCGCUGGCGGCGGCGGCGGGGCUGGUGGCGGGGCCGCUGUACGUGCACCUGCAGCCGGGGCUGCGCCUGGCCGGCCCCGGGACGCCCCCCGCCGCGCCCCCCGCCGGCCCCGCGUUGCUCCGCGCUCUGGCCGCGCUGUACGGAGCGGCGGCGGCGCAGCCGGGCCUGGACCUGCGCGUCCUGCUGGGCCCCGGCCGCCGCCUGGCCCGCCCGCCCGCCGUCCUGCUGGCCAGCGCGGCCGAGGCGCCGGGGCCGCCGGGGCCGGUCCAGCUCGGCCUGCAGCAACUGGCCGCCGCCGCCUACGGCUGCCCCCCGCGCCUGCCCGCGCUGCUGCUGGGCACCGAGGACGCGCAGGAGGACGCCCAGGAGGACCCCGGCGCGGCCCCCGAUGCGGUUCUCCCCGACUUCUCCGACGUGGCGGUCGGCGGCACCUUUGACCGCUUGCACGGCGCCCACCGCCUCCUGCUCAGCGCCUGCUGCCUCCUGGCCCAGCACCGGCUCCUGGCCGGGGUGGCCGACGGCGACCUGCUCCGUCACAAGGUCCUAGCAGAGCUGAUCGAGCCGUACGAGCUGCGGGCGGCGAAGCUGCGCGAGUUCCUGGAGGACGUGAAGCCCUCGCUGCGUUACGACAUCGUGCCUCUGGUCGACCCCUAUGGCCCCUCCAUCACGGACCCCGACCUGCAGUGCUUGGUGGUCAGCGAGGAGACCCGCCGGGGAGGGGAGGCCGUGAACAAGAAGAGACUUGAAAAUGGGCUCCCCGAGCUGACUCUCUAUGAGAUCCUGUUGAUGAAGGACCCUGACCACAGUCCAAGCGAGGAGGAGAAGAUCAGCUCCUCCAGCCUGAGGCAGAGGCUGCUGGGGACGCUGCUGCGGCCCCCGCGGCAAGGCCCUGCCUUGCCUUUGCGCCCUUACGUGAUCGGCCUGACGGGAGGAACUGGGAGUGGGAAAAGCUCCAUUGCCAAACUCCUGGGGCAGCUGGGAGCCUUCCUCAUUGACGCCGACAAGCUGGGCCACGCUGUCUAUGUCCCCGGAGGUCCUGCCUACGAGCAGGUGGUGGCAGCCUUUGGGGCAGAAAUCGUGAAUGAAGAUGGGACAAUUAACAGGAAAGUCCUUGGGGCCAAAGUGUUUGGAAACCAGGAGCGGCUGAAGAGUCUUACGGACAUUGUGUGGCCCGAGAUAGCCCGGAUGGUCAAGGAGCAGAUCAGGGAGGCAGAGGCUCAAGGAAGGGCCGUGUGUGUGCUGGACGCUGCUGUGCUGCUGGAGGCUGGCUGGCAAGACAUGGUCCAUGAGGUGUGGACAGCCAUCAUCCCCGAGGAGGAGGCCGUGAAGCGCAUCAUGGCCCGGGACGGGCUGAGCGAGGCGGCCGCUCGCAGGCGGCUGCAGAGCCAGGUGACCAACAGCCAGAGGGUGGAGCAGUCACAGGUGGUGCUGAGCACGCUCUGGGAGCCCCACGUCACCCGCAAGCAGGUGGAGAAGGCCUGGGAGCUCCUGCAGCAGCGCCUGAGCCAGCGGCGCAGCCCGUGAGGCCGCGGGUCCCGCAGCGGCGGGGCGGGAGGCAGCGCUGCGUGUCCCGAGUCCCGCGUCCCGAGUCCCGCGUCCCGAGUCCCGCGUCCCGAGUCCCGCGUCCCGCCGCCAGCGAGACCGCGGGGGAGGAGCCCGGGCCCCGCCCCCAGCCCCGCCCCCAGCCCCGCCCCCCGUGUCAGUAAAGAGGCCGCUCCCUC